Messenger RNA from Homo sapiens (human), 2496 nucleotides. It is a transcript of the gene OR8B3, whose product is annotated as olfactory receptor family 8 subfamily B member 3. Gene Ontology annotation, cellular component: plasma membrane; membrane. Bases 679 to 1620 code for a protein of 313 amino acids. The transcript is spliced from 6 exons. The record is from RefSeq and is a predicted model, not a curated record. Gene Ontology annotation, biological process: detection of chemical stimulus involved in sensory perception of smell; G protein-coupled receptor signaling pathway. Gene Ontology annotation, molecular function: olfactory receptor activity; G protein-coupled receptor activity. NCBI's taxonomy places the organism in Eukaryota, Metazoa, Chordata, Mammalia, Primates, Hominidae.
CUGUAUUUCUCUAACCCAAAGUCCUCUGGCUAAGUCUCUAAGGUGAUGUCUGUGAGCACACAAAGCCUGCACAAUUCUAUCUAUUGGCAAAAACACUCCUCUCCUGAGCUGAUAUACCUUUGCUUAGAUAAAGGAUCCUUGAGAUCUAAACUCCACAAAACCCACAUUAGAAAAUCAAGUGUAAUCCAAUCAGGAGGUGAAGAGAGGCUUACGAAAGCAAUGUAUUAGAGAGGAAAGACCAGAGCAAGAUUUUGAAGAGAUAGCUUCUCUGGGACAUGAAGCCUGGAUGAAGAAGCACUGUGCAUAGACUCCAGGGGAAAAUGAAGGAAGUGACAAAGGGAGCAUUCACUCUUCUGCAUUGGAGAUUGGAUUUCCCGACAUGAAAUUAUAAACUAAGUAAGAAUGCUGAGUACAGAAGGAUCCAAAGUCGUGGAAGACAUCGCCAUGUGAGGAAACUGGGUGAAGAGUUCAAGGGAAUCUACGUAUGACUUUUGCCACUUCUUGUGAUUCUAGUAAUUUUAAAAUAAAAAGUCAAGGGAGAAGAAGAUUCUGUGACUACAUCUGAUCAACAUAGAUACCUUCACAGCCAUUUCUUCCUCCAGGGCAGUGGAGGUGAAACACAUAUCAAUGGUCAGCACUGAGUUCUCUGAGUGGAAGGAAGAUUUUUGAAGACAAAAAAUGCUGGCUAGAAACAACUCCUUAGUGACUGAAUUUAUUCUUGCUGGAUUAACAGAUCAUCCAGAGUUCCAGCAACCCCUCUUUUUCCUGUUUCUAGUGGUCUACAUUGUCACCAUGGUAGGCAACCUUGGCUUGAUCAUUCUUUUCGGUCUAAAUUCUCACCUCCACACACCAAUGUACUAUUUCCUCUUCAAUCUCUCCUUCAUUGAUCUCUGUUACUCCUCUGUUUUCACUCCCAAAAUGCUAAUGAACUUUGUAUCAAAAAAGAAUAUUAUCUCCUAUGUUGGGUGCAUGACUCAGCUGUUUUUCUUUCUCUUUUUUGUCAUCUCUGAAUGUUACAUGUUGACCUCAAUGGCAUAUGAUCGCUAUGUGGCCAUCUGUAAUCCAUUGCUGUAUAAGGUCACCAUGUCCCAUCAGGUCUGUUCUAUGCUCACUUUUGCUGCUUACAUAAUGGGAUUGGCUGGAGCCACGGCCCACACCGGGUGCAUGCUUAGACUCACCUUCUGCAGUGCUAAUAUCAUCAACCAUUACUUGUGUGACAUACUCCCCCUCCUCCAGCUUUCCUGCACCAGCACCUAUGUCAACGAGGUGGUUGUUCUCAUUGUUGUGGGUAUUAAUAUCAUGGUACCCAGUUGUACCAUCCUCAUUUCUUAUGUUUUCAUUGUCACUAGCAUUCUUCAUAUCAAAUCCACUCAAGGAAGAUCAAAAGCCUUCAGUACUUGUAGCUCUCAUGUCAUUGCUCUGUCUCUGUUUUUUGGGUCAGCGGCAUUCAUGUAUAUUAAAUAUUCUUCUGGAUCUAUGGAGCAGGGAAAAGUUUCUUCUGUUUUCUACACUAAUGUGGUGCCCAUGCUCAAUCCUCUCAUCUACAGUUUGAGGAACAAGGAUGUCAAAGUUGCACUGAGGAAAGCUCUGAUUAAAAUUCAGAGAAGAAAUAUAUUCUAAUUAGAAGCAGUAAUAAUGUAAAACGAUUGAAGAACUUUAAAUUUUUAUUAGUGUGUUCCAUGAAGAGAUUUUGUUGUUUCUACAGAUGGUGUUAUGUGUGAUUUAAUAAACUUGUCUUAUCAUUUCUCUUAUGAAAUCAUCUUGUCUCUUUUUUUGGUUUUGCAUCUCUGGCACUUCUCACAAUUUUACUAAAUAGGUCAUGGCAUCUUUGUAAAAGGAACAUAUGCACUGAUAUUUUUCAUUAUCAUUUUAUAUCCUUCCUCUCUCCUGGGCUGUUCUUAAUUGGACAUAUAUGGUAAAUUUCAUGAAUUAUAAAGAUGUCAAAGUCACGGCUUUCUCACCUAAACUCAGAAGUGCCAAAUAUGAUAGAAGCAUUCUUAUUUUUAUCAACAUUGUUACAGAUAUAGGCAGCUGGAUUUGAUGAAAUGUCUCCAUUACAAAUGGUAGGUAGCUUAAAGCAGAAUGAGCACCCCUUGAUCUUGUCCUUUUGUUCUAUAUUGUCACCAUUUUGCCUUUUAUUAUUCUGACUUUUCUUGUUCCCUUUGAGAAUGGCAAAAUUUGUACCACAUGCCGUUUGCUUCUGAGAACCUCUAUCAGUCCAGUGCAUUUGAUACAGCAGAGAAUAUGUGUGUCUCCACCUUUUAUUGCCAAAGGCAGCAUUUACAGAGGAUGAUUAGAGAAAUAAUACAUGUGGACCUCAGGAUUCCAAUAAGUGGGUCCAUUGUUUACAUUAUAAAACUUUCAUUCAUUGCUAUCUAAAACAGCAUUGAAAAUUUUGAAAAAAGCGUGUAGUUCCUACUGUAAAUGUUAUUUUUUUACUCGUUAUAGGUAAAUACUGCACAUUAAGUUAGCAGAAAUAUUUUACACAAUGGUUAC